Messenger RNA from Nycticebus coucang (slow loris), 2717 nucleotides. RefSeq names its product NADPH--cytochrome P450 reductase. Lineage: Eukaryota; Metazoa; Chordata; Mammalia; Primates; Lorisidae. The record is from RefSeq and is a predicted model, not a curated record. Gene Ontology annotation, cellular component: cytosol. Gene Ontology annotation, biological process: response to hormone. Gene Ontology annotation, molecular function: flavin adenine dinucleotide binding; NADPH-hemoprotein reductase activity; FMN binding. The transcript is spliced from 16 exons. Bases 322 to 2367 code for a protein of 681 amino acids.
GUGGCUGCCGCCGGGUGGGCUAGGUUGGUUCUUGGGGCUGGGAGGUGCGGGAUUCUUCACACCGCCGCGGCCGCCCGGCUCUCGAUACUGAGGCGGGCUCUGGGGCCUGGUCGCAGCGCGUCUCGCCUGACGCUCGCGCGGAAGGCGCGGCUCCCUCUCCUCCGGGUGGCUCUUCCCCUGUAGCUGACCCCUCGCGGCGGCUUGAGGGUCACCGUUUUCACAGCCUCGGGCGGAGAGAGCUCGGCAGGCCCUUUGGUGGAAGGCGGUGUCUAGGCACUGAGGGCUUCGACUUCAGUCCCCGCGCAGCUGCCCUUGGGCUUCAUGGUUAACAAGGGGGAAUCCCACAUGGACACCAGUACCACCACGUCCGAGGCAGUGGCCGAAGAAGUGUCUCUCUUCAGCAUGACGGACAUGAUUCUGUUUUCACUCAUCGUGGGUCUCCUGACCUACUGGUUCCUCUUUAGAAAGAAAAAAGAAGACGUCCCUGAGUUCACCAAAAUUCAGACAAUGACCUCCUCUGUCAAAGAGAGCAGCUUUGUGGAAAAGAUGAAGAAAACAGGUAAGAACAUCGUCGUGUUCUAUGGCUCCCAGACGGGGACUGCUGAGGAGUUUGCCAACCGCUUGUCCAAAGACGCCCAUCGCUACGGGAUGCGGGGCAUGGCAGCAGACCCUGAGGAGUAUGACUUGGCCGACCUGAGCAGCCUCCCAGAAAUAGACAACUCCCUGGUAGUCUUCUGCAUGGCCACCUACGGCGAGGGGGACCCUACUGACAAUGCCCAGGACUUCUAUGACUGGCUCCAGGAGACAGAUGUGGAUCUCUCUGGAGUCAAGUAUGCGGUGUUUGGUCUUGGGAACAAGACCUACGAGCACUUCAAUGCGAUGGGCAAGUACGUGGACAAGCGGCUGGAGCAGCUCGGCGCCCAGCGCAUCUUUGAGCUGGGAUUGGGUGACGAUGAUGGGAACUUGGAAGAGGAUUUCAUCACCUGGCGAGAGCAGUUCUGGCCGGCCGUGUGCGAGCAUUUUGGGGUGGAAGCCACUGGGGAAGAGUCUAGCAUUCGCCAGUACGAGCUUGUGGUCCACACAGAUGUAGACAUGGCCAAGGUGUAUGUGGGUGAGAUGGGCCGGCUGAAGAGCUAUGAGAACCAGAAACCCCCAUUUGAUGCCAAGAAUCCAUUCUUGGCUGCAGUUGCCACCAACCGGAAGCUGAACCAGGGAACUGAGCGACACUUCAUGCACAUGGAAUUAGACAUCUCGGAUUCCAAAAUAAGGUACGAAUCUGGAGACCAUGUGGCUGUUUACCCGGCCAAUGACUCUGGCCUUGUCAACCAGCUGGGUGAGAUCCUGGGUGCCGACCUAGAUGUCAUAAUGUCACUGAACAAUCUUGAUGAGGAGUCCAACAAGAAGCACCCGUUCCCCUGCCCCACCUCCUACCGCACAGCCCUCACCUACUACCUGGACAUAACCAACCCUCCCCGCACCAACGUGCUGUACGAGCUGGCCCAGUAUGCCUCUGCACCCUCCGAGCAGGAGCAGCUACGCAAGAUGGCCUCUUCCUCGGGCGAGGGCAAGGAGCUAUACCUGAGCUGGGUGGUGGAGGCCCGGAGGCACAUCCUGGCCAUCCUGCAGGACUACCCAUCUCUGCGGCCCCCCAUCGACCACUUGUGUGAGCUGCUCCCGCGGCUCCAGGCCCGCUACUAUUCCAUCGCCUCCUCCUCCAAGGUCCACCCCAACUCUGUGCACAUUUGUGCUGUGGCCGUGGAGUAUGAAACCAAGUCUGGCCGAAUCAACAAGGGCGUGGCCACCAGCUGGCUGCGGGCCAAGGAGCCUGCUGGAGAAAAUGGCCACCGGGCCCUUGUGCCCAUGUUUGUGCGCAAGUCCCAGUUCCGCCUGCCCUUUAAGGCCAAUACCCCAGUCAUCAUGGUGGGCCCCGGCACAGGGGUGGCACCCUUCAUCGGCUUCAUUCAAGAGCGGGCCUGGCUGCGGCAGCAGGGCAAGGAAGUUGGGGAGACGCUGCUCUACUAUGGCUGUCGCCGCUCAGAAGAGGACUACCUAUAUCGCGAGGAACUGGCCCAGUUCCACAAGGACAACACCCUCACCCACCUCAACGUGGCCUUCUCCCGGGAGCAGUCCCACAAGGUCUACGUCCAGCACCUGCUGAAGAGAGACAAGGAACACCUGUGGAAGCUCAUCCACGAGGGGGGAGCCCACAUCUAUGUCUGUGGGGAUGCUCGGAAUAUGGCCAGGGAUGUGCAGAACACCUUUUAUGACAUUGUGGCCGAGUUUGGGGUCAUGGAGCAUGCACAAGCUGUGGACUACAUCAAGAAGCUGAUGACUAAGGGCCGCUACUCCCUGGACGUGUGGAGCUAGGACUGCCUGGCCCGCCUGGCUCCCACUGCCCCACAGACUUGCUGCCCAUGUAAUCACUUCCCCCUCCCUGCUGGGCUCCUGGGGGGUUCUGCUCAGCCUUGCCAUGGAAGCAGGCCCAGUGACAAAGCUCCCAGCCUGGAGUGCACCUUCCUUAGCCCCGCAGGCUGCCCAGCCCUGGGGCACACAGUAGGAGUGACUGGGCCCCACACUUUGGGAUGCCUCAGGCCCUCAGUGGCUGUGCAGAGGGCUUUCUUAGCGGAGGUGGGCCUGACCCCUCCAAUGUGAUUUUCAAUGAGUGUAAAUAAUUUUAAAUAACCUCUGGUCCUUGGAAUAAAGUUCUGUUUUCUGUA